AUGGCUCCUUUUAGGUCUCACGUCUCUACAAAGAGCAAAGUGAUGAAGCCAUGGGAAGCCAACACAAAUUUGCCGAUCCGCAAGGGAGCUUGGACUCAAGAAGAAGAUUCAAAACUAGCUCAGGCUAUUGCUGUUCAUGGACCUCAAAGGUGGAACUUCAUUGCUGCCAAAGCAGGUGUCAAAAGGAGUAGCAAGAGUUGCAGGCUAAGGUGGUUGAAUUACCUGCGCCCAAAUAUCAAGAGAGGAAACAUAUCAGACCAAGAAGAGGAUUUGAUACUUCGUCUUCAUAAACUCCUCGGAAACAGGUGGUCCUUAAUUGCGGGAAGACUACCAGGACGAACAGAUAAUGAAAUAAAAAAUUAUUGGAACUCUCAUUUGUGCAAGAAGGUGAAGAAGCAGAGAGAGAAGCAAAUUGGCCUGUGCCCAGAAAGAGAAGAAGAUAAACAAGAAGUGAUCAUUGUGGAAGAAAUUAAGGUUCAUAUUUCUGAUGAGGAAGAAGAGAGAACAAGAGGCGAGAAUUCAAAUAACGAGGAAGGUCAUGAAGAAGAAGAAGAGUCAUCAUCAAAGCUUGAUUUUGAUGUGGACGAGUUCUUCAAUUUCUCCGAAGAGGACUCAUCACUGAAUUUGGAGUGGCUUAGCAAAUUCCUUAAUGAUGAUUCAACAUAGUUAGAGUC
Messenger RNA from Prosopis cineraria, 674 nucleotides. Its product is annotated as transcription factor MYB114-like. Bases 1 to 666 code for a protein of 221 amino acids. The record is from RefSeq and is a predicted model, not a curated record. Gene Ontology annotation, cellular component: nucleus. Gene Ontology annotation, biological process: cell differentiation. The transcript has 3 exons. Gene Ontology annotation, molecular function: transcription cis-regulatory region binding. NCBI's taxonomy places the organism in Eukaryota, Viridiplantae, Streptophyta, Magnoliopsida, Fabales, Fabaceae.